Molecule: messenger RNA, 17205 nt
Organism: Coregonus sp. 'balchen'
Lineage: Eukaryota; Metazoa; Chordata; Actinopteri; Salmoniformes; Salmonidae
Source: the annotation of a GenBank genome assembly
AUGUAUCCCCCAGAGUCAGUGUGUGACUGGAGCCCUGAUGGUCUGUCUGUGUGGUUGUUUCAGUGGGAGGUUGUCCAGAGGAGUCUCAACGGCUCCCAGUUCUAUACCUACUCUGUGUGUAACGUGGGCGAGCGUGAGCAGGACAACUGGCUUCGCACCACCUUCAUCCAGCGCCGCCCGUCGGCCUCUCGCGUCUUCGUGGAGCUGCAGUUCAUCGUGCGUGACUGCAACUCGUUUGACAGCUCAUCGCUUACCUGCAAGGAGACCUUCAACCUGUUCUCCUCUGAGUCGGACGCUGACAUCGGCACCAGCUUCCGAAAGGGCCAGUUCAAGAAGGUGGCAACCAUCGCACCCGACGAGAUCACCAGCCGCAACGAGUUGCACAUCAACACAGAGACGCGGGUGGUGGAGAGCCUCAGCAGGAAAGGCUUCUACCUGGCCUUCCAGGACAUUGGGGCCUGUGUGGCGUUGCUCUCUGUCAGGGUCUACUACAAGACCUGCCCGGCCACCGUCAAAAGCCUGGCAGCCUUCCCCGAGACAGUGGCGGGCGGUGGGGAGAACCAGGCCCUGAGGGAGGUGGCAGGGGCCUGCAUAGAGAAUGCGGUGAGCGAGGAGCCCCCCCGCAUCUACUGCACUGUGGACGGAGAGUGGGUGGUGCCCGUCGGACAGUGCCAAUGCAGUGCCGGCUACGAGGCCGUCAACGGCACAUGCCGAGGUAAGGUGUAUGUUCCUUUGUUCUAUUGGCUCACUGAUAUCUGGCGGUCUGAGAGUCUAUUCACUCUAGCAUCAUGUACUCUAAUGCUGUGUAUGUAUGUGUGUGUGUGUGUGUGCUUUUGAGUGUGAGCUGGCGUGAAUAGAGUCUGCAUUGAGAUAUUUCGCAGAUGGUUUUUGAGUUCAGUUUUUUUUUUUUUGUGUUUGCUAUAAACAUGCAAAUAUUAAAAAGGCUUGGGGCAAUUCCACAGUAACGGAAUGAUGAGCAGAUGCAAAGUUUGGUAACAGAAUGAUGGUUUGUGCUGUUUGUUCCGUCAUUCUGUUACCAAACUUGGCAUUUGCGCUGUUCUUCAAGUAAAUGUGUUUUUUGUAAAAUUUUCUGUGGAAAUUGUUAAAAGUAGUCCUUUGUUUUUGUUUGACAUACAUUUUAAAGUGGAAAAUCUGAGUCUCGGCAUCAUUCCAUGACUGUGAAAUAGACCCCUGGUUAUUAAUCAUAGUGUUAAUUUAUUAUUGUGUUGGAAUUAUCCCCUGGGGUAAUGUGACUCCUCUGAAAUGGAAGGAAUGAACACUCCUGCUUUUACAUGUCACUACAUCAUCCCUGACCUUGAACCAAAUUUACAAAUGUGGUAAGAGUUUUAUAGCAAAAUUCAGCUACUCUUAGGUCAUGUACUAUAUGUGUGAGAACUGUUUGAUUGAUAAAAUGUAGCAAUAUAAAAGUAAUUUAAAAAUACUUUUAAGUCAGCCAUUUCCCUCUUAACUGAAAAGUAUUAGUGAGGUCCCCCACUCUUGUUGCAAGACAUUUUUAUCAGGACCUUUGGCUCUUGUAAGCUAGUAUCCUGCUAAUUUGUCAUUCAUUCAUUCUCUUAAAUACUCAUACGUAGUCUUACCUGGGCUUUGUAGUCAAUGUUGCUACCAUGUUGCAUUCAAGUCCUCAUCAGAGGCCCUCUAGUCUACAUCUCCUCAGUCCUGCCAAAAUGACAGACGUUGCUCAAAGACUGGAGGUUCAGAAGUCACUCUGAAACUGUACUGGUGGUGAAUUUACUUCUUCAAGGCAGGAGGAGGAGGAGGAGAGAAAGCGCUUCUGGUUAUCAUUUCAAUUCAAUUUCAGUACUCUGGCUUUCUUCAUUACAUGCAUCAGAGAAAUUGGCAUUCCUUAAGUCAUUGGGCACUCCCCCCCAUGGCUUUAUUGGCAUGGGAAACAUAUGUUAACAUUGCCAAAGCAAGUGAAGUAGAUAGUAAACAAAAGUGAAAUAAAUAUUAACAGUAAACAUUAGUCAGAAGUUCCAAAAGAAUAAAGACAUUUCAAAUGUCAUUUUAUGUAUAUAUAUAGUGUUGUAACAAUGUGCAAAUAGUUCAAGUACAAAUGGGAAAAUAAAUGAACAUAAAUAUGGGUUGUAUUUACAAUGGUGUUUGUUCUUCACUGGUUGCCCUUUUCUUGUGGCAACAGGUCACAAAUCUUGCUGCUGUGAUGGCACACUGUGGUUUUUCACCCAGUAGAUAAGGGAGUUUAUCAAAAUUGGGUUUGUUUUCGAAUUCUUUGGAUCACUGUAAUCUGAGGGAAAUAUUUGUCUCUAAUAUGGUUAUACAUUUGGCAGGAGUUUAGGAAGUGCAGCUCAGUUUCCACCUCAUUUUGUGGGCAGUGUGCACAUAGCCUGUCUUCUCUUGAGAGCCAGGUCUGCCUAUGGCGGCCUUUCUCAAUAGCAAGGCUAUGCUCACUGAGUCUGUACAUAGUCAAAGCUUUCCUUAAGUUUGGGUCAGUCACAGUGGUCAGGUAUUCUGCCACUGUGUACUCUCUUUUUAGGGCCAAAUAGCAUUCUAGUUUUUUUGUUAAUUCUUUCCAAUGUGUCAAGUAAUUAUCUUUUUGUUUUCUCAUGAUUUGGUUGGGUCUAAUUGUGUUGUUGUUGUUGUCCUGGGGCUCUGUGGGGUCUGUUUGUGUUUGUGAACAGAGCCCCAGGGACUCUUCUCCAAGUUAAUCUCUCUGUAGGUGAUGGCUUUGUUAUGGAAGGUUUUGGAAUCGCUUCCUUUUAAGUGGUUAUAGAAUUUAACAGCUCUUUUCUGGAAUUUGAUCAUUAGCGGGUAUCGGCCUAAUUCUGCUCUGCAUGCAUUAUUUAGUGUUUUUCGUUGUACACUGAGGAUAUUUUUGCAGAAUUCUGCAUGCAGAGUCUCAAUUUGGUGUUUGUCCCAUUUUGUGAAUUCUUGGUUGGUGAGCGGACCCCAGACCUCACAACCAUAAAGGGCAAAGGGUUCUAUAACCGAUUCAAGUAUUUUUAGCCAGAUCCUAAUUGGUAUGUCAAAUUUUAUGUUCCUUUUAAUGGCAUAGAAGGCCCUUCUUGCCUUGUCUCAGAUCGUUCACAGCUUUGUGGAAGUUACCUGUGGCGCUGAUGUUUAGGACGAGGUAUGUAUCGUUUUUUGUGUGCUCUAGGGUAACUGUGUCUAGAUGGAAUUUGUAUUUGUGGUCCUGGCAACUGGACCUUUUUUGGAACACCAUUAUUUUUAUCUUACUGAGAUUUACUGUCAGGGCCCAUGUCCAGCAUGACUUCAGCAUUCUCUCUCACUCUCUCAUAUCUGCUGUAAGAGACUAGGUUUCACCAUGUGAGUGUUUUGUGUGGGACUGCAGCAGGGUGAGAGAGAGAGAGCGUGUUGGCAUGCUCAGGCCUGUUAGGAGCUGUUCCAUGAUGGAGCACCACAAAACUCCCAUAACCUGAACAUUAAGCAUGUUGCUGCACCACUGACUUUGGAACACACACACACAAUCUGUUUCCCCUCCAUUGGUAAUUAACGUGUGUGUGUGUGUGUGUGUGUGUGUGUGUGUGUGUGUGUGUGAUUAAAAAGUGAGGAAUGGAAUGUAAAGGUAGGAGAACAAUGAGGGGCAGUGUUGACCUGUAGGCACUGGCUCCUCUCACCCUCCCCUUCCCAUUCUCCACUGCAUUCCUCUUCCAUUUACUCCCAGAUUACUGCAGGUCUGAGGAAUUCCCUAGGGAGAACUCCCGGGCUGCGUCCCAAAUGGAACCCUAUUCCCUAUAUAGUGCACUACUUUUGACCACAGCCCUAUACAUAGGGAAUAUAAUGCCAUUUGGGGCGUACCCCUGCUCCCACCUUACAUGAAAAUGGUUUGAGGCUGAAGACCGGUUGAAUACAGAAAGCUACAGUGUAAGGUGAAGGUGAAUGAGCUUGGCAUUAUGAGUGGAAACACACAGAUGAAACUGUGCAUACAGUACAUCAGACACGCAUGCGCACGCACACGCAUACACACACACACACACCCUCUUCCCCCAUGCAGUGUGUUCCAGUUGACUCACUGUUGACAUUGACAGUUUUCUUCCUUAAAGUGUAGGUAGCAUAAACGUAACCACAUGUAACAUGGAUUAGCAUUAGAAUACGCAUCAAAAGUCCCAAUGCAAAGUUACACCUCACUUUUCUAUUUUUCGAGUUAUAAUAUACAACUGAUCAGAAUUCCGAAGAAUGCUGAAGUCAUGCUGGAAAAAACAUUUGCGUGGUGUGAUGUAAUAUGGAGGACCCGGCAAGCCAGCCUAUUCCCUAUAAUGUAAACUCCAACAGAAAUAACUUCAAAUAAACAAAUUGUUUGCAUUCAUGACUACUGGUUUCAAUUACAUUUUCAGCCAACUUACAAGCUACUACUUUAUGAAUGUAUUGUUACAAAUCAGCUUGCAAGGUUGCUAGCCAACUAGUCUGCUAACGUUAGGCCUACCAGCCUGCUAACAUUACGUUAGCACUACGUGAGUCAGCCAGUUGCUAUCAACACCUAGCUUACAGCGAUAUUAAAGUAAACCAACGUUUUUCGAAAUGCAUGACGCCAUCUAAUCAAUUAUCAAAUAAUGUUACCGAUAUAUGCCGUUAUCUUAGCUAGCAAGCCAGUCAGCUAAAGUUUUGUUAUUUUAGCCUGCUAGCUAGCCUAGCCAGCUAACUAGCCUAGCUAGCCAACCACCACGUUCGACAUAGCUACAGUUGAAGUCGGAAGUUUACAUACAUACUUAGGUUGGAGUCAUUAAAACUUGUUUUUCAACCACUCCACAAAUUUCUUGUUAACAAACUAUAGUUUUGGCAAGUCGGUUAGGACAUCUACUUUGUGCAAGACACAAGUAAUUUUUCCAACAAUUGUUUACAGACAGAUUAUUUCACUUAUAAUUCACUGUAUCACAAUUCCACUGGGUCAGAAGUUUACAUACAGUAAGUUGACUGUGCCUUUAAACAGCUUGGAAAAUUCCAGAAAAUGAUGUCAUGGCUUUAGAAGCUUCUGAUAGGCUAAUUGACAUCAUUUGUGUCAAUUGGCGGUGUACCUGUGGAUGUAUUUCAAGGCCUACCUUCAAACUCAGUGCCUCUUUGCUUGACAUCAUGGGAAAAUCAAAAGAAAUCAGCCAAGACCUCGGAAAAACAAUUGUAGACCUCCACAAGUCUGGUUCAUCUGGGAGCAAUUUCCAAAUGCCUGAAGGUACCACGUUCAUCUGUACAAACAAUAGUAUGCAAGUAUAAACACCAUGGGACCACGCAGCGUCAUACCGCUCAGGAAGGAGACGCGUUCUGUCUCCUAGAGAUGAAUGUACUUUGGUGUGAAAAGUGCAAAUCAAUCCCAGAACAACAGCAAAGGACCUUGUGAAGAUGCUGGAGGAAACAGGUACACAAGUAUCUACAGUGAGGGAAAAAAGUAUUUGAUCCCCUGCUGAUUUUGUAUGUUUGCCUGCUGAGAAAGACAUGAUCAGUCUAUCAUUUUAAUGGUAGGUUUAUUUGAACAGUGAGAGACAGAAUAACAACAAAAAAAUCCAGAAAAACACAUGUCAAAAAUGUUAUAAAUUGAUUUGCAUUUUAAUGAGGGAAAUAAUUAUCUGACCCCUCUGCAAAACAUUACUUCGUACUUGGUGGCAAAACCCUUGUUGGCAAUCACAGAGGUCAGACGUUUCUUGUAGUUGGCCACCAGGUUUACACACAUCUCAGAAGGGAUUUUGUCCCACUAACCUUUGCAGAUCUUCUCCAAGUCAUUAAGGUUUCGAGGCUGACGUUUGGCAACUCGAACCUUCAGCUCCCUCCAUAGAUUUUCUAUGGGAUUAAGGUCUGGAGACUGGCUAGGCCACUCCAGGACCUUAAUCUGCUUCUUCUUGAACCACUCCUUUGUUGCCUUGGCCGUGUGUUUUGGGUCAUUGUCAUGCUGGAAUAAUCAUCCACGACCCAUUUUCAAUGCCCUGGCUGACGGUACAUGGCCCCGUCCAUCGUCCCUUUGAUGCGGUGAAGUUGUCCUGUCCCCUUAGCAGAAAAACACCCCCAAAGCAUAAUGUUUCCACCUCCAUGUUUGACGGUGGGGAUGGUGUUCUUGGGGUCAUAGGCAACAUUCCUCCUCCUCCAAACACGGCUAGUUGAGUUGAUGCCAAAGAGCUCGAUUUUGGUCUCAUCUGACCACAACACUUUCACCCAGUUCUCCUCUGAAUCAUUCAGAUGUUCAUUGGCAAACUUCAGAUGGCCCUGUAUAUGUGCUUUCUUGAGCAGGGGGACCUUGCGGGCGCUGCAGGAUUUCAGUCCUUCACGGCGUAGUGUGUUACCAAUUGUUUUCUUGGUGACUAUGGUCCCAGCUGCCUUGAGAUCAUUGACAAGAUCCUCCCGUGUAGUUCUGGGCUGAUUCCUCACCGUUCUCAUGAUCAUUGCAACUCCACGAGGUGAGAUCUUGCAUGGAGCCCCAGGCCGAGGGAGAUUGACAGGUCUUUUGUGUUUCUUCCAUUUGCGAAUAAUCGCACCAACUGUUGUCACCUUCUCACCAAGCUGCUUGGCGAUGGUCUUGUAGCCCAUUCCAGCCUUGUGUAGGUCUACAAUCUUGUCCCUGACAUCCUUGGAGAGCUCUUUGGUCUUGGCCAUGGUGGAGAGUUUGGAAUCUGAUUGAUUGAUUGCUUCUGUGGACAGGUGUCUUUUAUACAGGUAACAAGCUGAGAUUAGGAGCACUCCCUUUAAGAGUGUGCUCCUAAUCUCAGCUCGUUACCUGUAUAAAAGACACCUGGGAGCCAGAAAUCUUUCUGAUUGAGAGGGGGUCAAAUACUUAUUUCCCUCAUUAAAAUGCAAAUCAAUUUAUAAUAUUUUUGACAUGCGUUUUUCUGGAUUGUUUUUGUUGUUAUUUUGUCUCUCACUGUUCAAAUAAACCUACCAUUUAAAAUUAUAGACUGAUCAUUUCUUUGUCAGUGGGCAAACGUACAAAAUCAGCAGGGGAUCAAAUACUUUUUUCCCUCACUGUAUAUCCACAGUAAAACGAGUCCUAUAUUGACAUAACCUGAAAGGCCGCUCAGCAAGGAAGAAGCCACUUCUCCAAAACCGCCAUAAAAAAGCCAGACUACGGUUUGCAACUGCACAUGGGGACAAAGAUUGUACUUUUUGGAGAAAUGUCCUCUGAUUUGAUUAAACAAAAAUAGAACUGUUUGGCCAUAAUGACCAAUGUUAUGUUUGGAGGAAAAAGGGGGUUAUUGCAAGCUGAAGAACACCAUCCCAACCGUGAAGCACGGGGGUGACAGCAUCAUUCUGUGGGGUUGCUUUGCUGCAGGAUGGACUGGUGCACUUCACAAAAUAGAUCGCAUCAUGAGGAAGGAAAAUUAUGUGGAUAUAUUGAAGCAACACCUCAAGACAUCAGUCAGGAAGUUAAAGCUUGGUAGCAAAUGGGUCUUCCAAAUGGACAAUGACCCCAAGCAUACUUCCAAAGUUGUGGCAAAAUGGCUUAAGGACAACAAAGUCAAGGUAUUGGAGUGGCCAUCACAAAGCCCUGACCUCAAUCCUAUAGAAAAUGUGUGGGCAGAACUGAAAAAGCGUGUGCGAGCAAGGAGGCCUACAAACCUGACUCGUUACACCAGCUCUUUCAGGAGGAAUGGGCCAAAAUUCACCCAACUUAUUGUUGGAAGCUUGUGGAAGGCUACCCUUAACAUUUGACCCAAGUUAAAUAAUUUAAAGGCAAUGCUACCAAAUACUAUUUGAGUGUAUGUAAACUUCUGACCCACUGGGAAUGUGAUGAAAGAAAUAAAAGCUGAAAUAAAUAAUUCUCUCUACUAUUACUCUGACAUUUCACAUUCUUAAAAUAAAGUGGUGAUCCUAACUGACCUAAGAAAUUGAAUAUUUACUAGGAUUAAAUGUCAGGAAUUGUGAAAAACUGAGUUUAAAUGUAUUUGGCUAAGGUGUAUGUAAACUUCCGACUUCAACUGUAAGUAGUAAACCAGAGAACAACUAGUCUAGCACAGUCAGGAACCCACAGAACAGAACAACAAAAAUAGCCAGCAGAUAUAGAGUAGAGAGAGCGGAGACUUACCAAUUGACAGCUAAAUUAGCUACCAAAGUUAAAGAAGAGCCAAUGAGAGGACUUCAGAUGGAGAGGCCGUUUCACCGGCCAAGGGAGAGUCAGCUAAUCCAAUAGCGAUAUAGUGAAGUAAAUCCACAUUGUAUUUACCCGGUUUAUCUCCAUCUCUGCAGACACUCACGAUGUACAAGUAGGUCGGUAGGAAAUAGAGGUUGCAGGCUUCACAUUCACGCUUGGCACAGCACCUGGUUUCAGUCAGUCUCAUUUCAAAUCCUGACUUCCACUGGUUAUACUAAGCCAUCGAAGUCCUCGGGUGAAAUGAGCACCGCAUACAGUAGACGUGCGCACGGUUUCCCGUACUCCAAUCUGCUCGCUUCAACCAGACAAACCGGUCCUACUUCAUAGCUAGCUUCUAAUUUCUGGGCCACAAAUGAGUCGUAACUCCGUCCUUGUGGAUAUUAUGGCAAUAUGUGGGAAUUCCUGCGCUAGCUACGAACGACGGAAAACUACUACAAUGCUCGCUUGACUACCACUACUAAACGCACAGGAGAAGAGGAGAUUCUUUGCAUGAAGGUAUAUGGUUUCUUCUUCGUAGAUGUACAUAGUACCUCACCACCACCAACACUAGUAGCUAACGUUAGCCAGCUGGAACUAGCUAGGUAUCACCGGUUCUCCAUUUGACGUUGAGAAAGAGUGCAUUGUGGGUAGUUCCGAAGAUAUCUGGAAAUAAGUUAAUAAAUAUGUACGCUGAACAGAAAUAAACGCAACAUGCAACAAUUCAUAUAAGGACAUCAGUCAAUUGAAAUUAGGCCCUAAUAUAUGGAUUUCACAUGACAGGGAAUACAGAUAUGCAUCUGUCACAGAUACCUUUAAAAAAAAAAGUCAGUAUCUGGUGUGGCCAUCAUUUGCGUCAUGCAGCCCGACACAUCUUCUUCGCAUAGAGUUGAUCAGGCUGUUUAUUGUGGGAUGUUGUCCCACUCCUCUUCAAUGGCUUUGUGAAGUUGCUGGGUAUUGUCAGGAACUAGAACACGCUGUCGUACACGUCGAUCCAGAGCAUCCCAAACAUGCUCAGUGGGUGACCUGUCUGGUGAGUAUGCAGGCCAUGGAAGAACUGGGACGUUUUCAGCUUCCAGGAAUUGUGUACAGAUCCUUGCGAAAUGGGGCCAUGCAUUAUCAUGCUGAAACAUGAGGUGAUGGCGGCGGAUGAAUGCAAGACAAUGGGCCUCAGGAUCACUUCACGGUGGUAUCUCUCUGCAUACAAAUGGCCUUCGAUAAAAUGCAAUUGUGUUUGUUGUCCGUAGCUUAUGCCUGCCCAUACCAUAACCCCUCUGCCACCAUGGGGCACUCUGUUCACAAUGUUGACAUCAGCAAACCACUUUCCCACACAACGCCAUCUGCCCGGUACAGUUAAAACUGGGAUUCAUCCAUGAAGAGCACACUUGUCUAGCGUGCCAGUGGCCAUCGAAGGUGAGCAUUUGCCCACUAAAGUCGGUUACGACGCCAAACUGCAGUCAGGUCAACACCCUGGUGAGGACGACGAGCACGCAGAUGAGCUUCCCUGAGAUGGUUCCUGACAGUUUUUGCAGAAAUUCUUCUGUUGUGCAAACCCACAGUUUCAUCAGCUGGUCUCAAACGAUCCCGCAGGUGAAGAAGCCGGAUGUGGAGGUCCUGGGCUGGUGUGGUUACACCUGGUCAGCAGUUGUGAGGCCAACCGGCCUCACAUACUGCCAAAUUCUUUAAAAUGACAUUGGAGGUGGCAUAUGGUAGUGAAAUUAACAUUAAAUUAUCUGGCAACAGCUCUGAUGGACAUUCCUGCAGUCAGCAUGCCAAUUGCACACUCCCUCAAAACUUGAGACAUCUGUGGCAUUGUGUUGUGUGCCAAACCUUUUUUUUUUUUUAGCUCAUGAAACAUGGGGCCAGUAUAGUUAUAGGUAACCAGAUCGUGACUACAACUAAGUUACUAAGUCUUUGACCACACUGUGUUGUUACAUUGGUGAGUAAAAACUCAUGCUUCCUACCUUUUUAAGAAUUUCUUUCCUUACACAUAAUCUUUGCUGGCACAAAGGAACACAAACCUUGUGUUACCACACAAAGACACACAUUUGACCUGGCUGCUCCUUGGAUUGUGUCAAGCUGUCCGUGCCCACACCCUGUCACCCACAUUAAAACCAUAUGCACACUCAUCCCAGAGCUGGGCAAAUAUGGCUUAGGACCAACUCGAUCUGUGUUCCAAAUGGCAUCCUAUUCCCUAUGUAGCACACUACUUUUGACCAGGGCCAUUUGAGACGCACACUCAGUAUCUAAAAUGCUUGUGUUCACACAUGCAGUCUGAAUGUUGAAUGUUGUUGGGCUCUUUUUUUUAACAAUAUGGUCUGUGGGAAUAAUCCUGAUGGAACCAGUAAAUUAGUUCUGGUAAGGUUAUUUUCUCCCAAAGGAGGAUUUCCCUUUUCCAGUAAUCUAGGCCUAGUUUUCCUCCCCCCUAAACUGAUGUCGGUGACUAAGUUGAAGCUGCAUGACUGUGCCUGCCGUGUGGCGAGUGACUUUAUGGAUAGUAAUUGACUUGGGUGUGUGUGUGCUUUAUGUGCAGUAACUACUGGUUCUGCCUGCGUCUUUGUCUACCUGCCCCCAUAUUUAUUUUGCUCUUUCUCUCUAAUUGUUUUUCUUCUUUCUCUCCCCCUCAUUCUUUCCUUCUCUCUCUCUCUCUCCCCCGCUCUCUCUACCCCCCCCCCCCCCCCCCCCCCUCUUUUCCAAUCUCCAUUUUGCAACUCUCCUGUAAGUUUUAUGAUCAAAAGUAACAUUAUUACUGAGUUUUCCCUCGUGUAACCAGCUACAAAAAUACGUUUUUCUACUGCUCUUUGGAUGAUGGAUGAUGAAGAUAUUAUUAUGGUUGGCCAGUGUGCAUGUCCUGAAUGUGACACCAAUUGAAUCGCAACAUCCCGUUUCACACGACCCAGAUGUGACUAUUUAGACUUUGUGCUGUUCUGUGUACGCAAGUAAAUAAAACAAGUAUUUUUGCUUAUUUGACUGUCUCCAAAAAAGAUAAACAGACGCUACAUUUGAACAGUAUCCCUGAUCUGUGUACCGUAGUUUGGUGGGGAUACACAUACUGUACAUCACAGGAGGCAUCAUAAUAAUGGCCGGAACGGAGCAAAUGUAAUGGCAUCAAACACCUGGAAACCAUGUGCUUGAUGUAUUUGAUACCAUUCCGCUCCAGUCAUUAACAUGAGCCCGUUCUCCCCAAAUAAGGUGCCACCAACCUCCUGUGCUGUACAUGCAGCAAAAACAGUUGCCAUUCUUUACAUAUUGGCCAAGAAACAUCAGAAUUCUGUCCAGAUAAAAUGUCAACUGAAAUGUAAACACUUUUUAAUGUUCUGAAUAUGUCUACUGGGAUCACAGCAUUGAUAUGACACAGGCGAUCGUGAAUACGUGACAAAAAGACAGGAUUCACCCCAGUUUACUCCCUAGAGAGUGAUUAUGAAGAGUUGAAGAGCAGAACAAUUGUUAUUUUGGUGCAGCAUUCUAUCAGCAGUGCAGUCUGGUGCUGGAGCCAACUUGUUGAUCGUAAUCAGAAAGAAACAUCUCUGGGACUGGUUUGUGACGUUUCGUUCCUUAUCAGUGUUACAUACACUAUUUGCCCCUCCUUGGGAUCCAUAGCUUAAGAGGAGUCAUCGUUAUGGAUACUGUGGAUUUACCGGAUUUACUUGUUAAUAGUCAAAUAAAUCCUCAUUAAGGACUAUUUUUGGACUUUCAGCAGAUGCUCAUGUCAGUCUUUCUUUCUUACCCUUUGGAAAUGGGGAGGUUUCGGGAGAUUGACUGUGAUUGCAUUGAAUUUGUUUCUGUGAUCUUGUGCCAAGUUGAUGUCGACCUCUCAAACUGAGGUUCAGAUAGUGGGCUAGAUAAUGGAGGGACUCUGAGUGAAUUGCCUCGGCAGUGUCAUGCGCUAUCAUGGUGAAGCUCCAUUUGGAGUAAAUGUAGGACCCAUUAUUAUUCCCCCCAAAAUUCUAGCGAUGAUAGGAAACGGCGUAGUGGCCAAUAUUGAUCUAAAUUGUGGAUUUGUUUCACCGAUGCAACUGUAUUAGUGCUUUGGAAUUGAUGCCGCAAGUUUAGCCUUUGCUUUUAAAUUCAUUCAAUAGACCUAUAAGUUGUGUCUAAUCCUAUUGCUUUUAGGAUCCAGCGGUACAGUUAAAGGGGCAAUCAGCAGUUGAAACAAUAACAAAGCGUACUCCCCGCCCCUGUUUUGGUAAAAGUGGAGGGAUGGGGCUAGAAAGAUGUAACUAAUCUCAAAUUCAUAGACCAAGCUAUGGAUGCAAGGACUGAUCUUCCAUGAUAUGAAAUGUAUAGUUUUAACCAUGUUUUGAGGCUAUAUAGUAUUUGUUUAAAUGUACUUUGUUUACAAACAUUGGAAUAAAACAAUGUUUUGGGUUCUGAUGAGGUACAACAGCUGGAAAGGGGAUACCUAGCCAGUUACACAACUGAAUGCAUUCAACCAAAAUGUGUUUAACCCAACCCAUCUGAAUCAGAGAUGUGUGGGGCUGCCUUAAUCGACAUCCACGUCAUCGGCAUUCACGUCAUCUAAGCUCAUGAGGCAUUUAUACUUUUAUAGUCUUCAAUGGGGACAUAUCAUUAAUUUAUAAGUCCAAAAAUGGAUGUAGCAUUUUACAUUUUAGUCAUUUAGCAGACGCUCUUAUCCAGAGCGACUUACAGUUAGUGAGUGCAUACAUUUUCAUACUGGCCCCCUGUGGGAAUCGAACCCAAAACCCUGGUGUUGCAAACGCCAUGCUCUACCAACUGAGCUACACGGGACUUUACAUAGAUAAAAGUCUGUGUGUGUGUAUGUGUAUACUCCGUACUCACUAUGUGUAUACUCUGUACUCACACAGCAACUGCAGAUUGCCCCAUUUUAAUCUAUCUUUCAUAAGUUAAUGAGAGGUUAGUGUUAGAAACUCAUAGGCAGUACAUAAUAUGGCAUAAUAGCAUUGGCUAGUCAUGAGAAUGCGUAAACAUAGCUCUUUCCUGUGCAGAUGUAGGCCAUAGAUUGAUAUAGGCCUACUUUUUGGUAUGGCUGACAGUACAACAGUAGAGUAACUUAAAAGGCAACUCUGCCACUUAACAUUUGGGUUGUUAUUAUGAAGUAUUUAGUGAUGUCCUACAUAGUUUUAGUGUUCUUUUAUGAUUUUAUGUCUAUUACUGUUUUUAGUGAUGAGCAAAACAGGAAAUUGCUUCUGACAUUUUCAAGUAGGAUCCCUGAGAUGAUUAAUAAAAUAAAUUAUGGACCGGCAUUUUCAGCGAUCUAUAUAACCCAUCUGUAGUUUUCAUAUUGAACUCCCUGCUACAGUGCAUUUGGAAAGUAUUCAGACCCCUUGACUUUUUCCACAUUUUGUUAUGUUACAGCCUUAUUCUAAAAUUGAUGAAAUGGUUAUUUUCCCUCAUCAGUCUACACACAAUACCCCAUAAUGACAAAGCAAAAACAGGUUUUAAGAUUUGUUUUGCAAAUAUAUAUAUAUAUAUAUAUAUAUAUAUAUAUAUAUAUAUCUAUAUAUAUAUAUAUAUAUAUAUAUAUAUAUAUAUAUAUAUAUAUAUAUAUAUAUAGUAUAUAUAUAUAUAUAUAUAUAUAUACAUACUCAUAUCACAUUUACAUAAGUAUUCAGACCCUUUACUCAGUAAAGCACCUUUGGCAGCGAUUACAGCCUCAAGUCUUCUUGGGUAUGACGCUACAACCUUGGAACACCUGUAUUUGGGGAGUUUCUCCCAUUCUUCUCUGCAGAUCCUCUCAAGCUCUGUCAGGUUGGAUGGGGAGUGUUGCUGCACAGUUAUUUUCAGGUCUCUCCAGAGAUGUUCGAUCGGGUUCAAGUCCGGGCUCUGGCUGGGCCACUCAAGGACAUUCAGAGACUUGUCCCGAAGCCACUCCUGCGUUGUCUUGGCUGUGUGCUUAGGGUCGUUGUCCUGUUGGAAGGUGAACCUUCGCCCCAGUCUGAGGUCCUGAGCGCUCUGGAGCAGGUUUUCAUCAAGGAUCGCUCAGUACUUUGCUCCGUUCAUCUUUCCCUCGAUCCUGACUAGUCUCCCAGUCCCUGCCGCUGAAAAACAUCCCCACAGCAUGCUUCACCGUAGGGAUAGUGCCAGGUUUCCUCUAGACGUGACGCUUGGCAUUCAGGCCAAAGCGUUCAAUCUUGGUUUCAUCAGACCAGAGAAUCUUGUUUCUCAUGGUCUGAGAGUCUUUAGGUGCCUUUUGGCAAACUCCAAGCGGGCUGUCAUGUGCCUUUUACUAAGGAGUGGCUUCCGUCUGGCCACUCUACCAUAAAGGCCUGAUUGGUGGAGUGCUGCAGAGAUGGUUGUCCUUCUGCAAUGUUCUGCCAUCUCCACAGAGGAACUCUGGAGCUCUGUCAGAGUGACCAUCGGGUUCUUGGUAACCUCCCUGACCAAGGCCCUUGUCCCCCGAUUGCUCAGUUUGGCCGGGCGGCCAGCUCUAGGAAAGAGUCUUGGUGGUUCCAAACUUCUUCCAUUUAAGAAUAAUGGAGGCCACUGUGUUCUUGGGGACCUUCAAUGCUGCAGAAAUGUUUUGGUACACUUCCCAGAUCUGUGCCUCGACACGAUCCUGUCUUGGAGCUCUACGGAGAAUUUAUUUGACCUCAUGGCUUGGUUUUUGCUCUGACAUGUACUGUCAACUGUGGGACCUUAUAUAGACAGGUGUGUGCCUUUCCAAAUCAUGUCCAAUCAAUUGAAUUUACCACAUGUGGACUCCAAUCAAGUUGUAGAAACAUCUCAAGGAUGAUCAACGGAAACAGGAUGCACCUGAGCACAAUUUCGAGUCUCAUAGCAAAGGGUCUGAAUACUUAAUGUAAAUAAGGUAUUUCUGAUUUUUAUUUUUAAUACAUUUGCAAACAUUUCUAAACCUGAUUUCGCUUUGUCAUUAUGGGGUAUUGUGUGUGUAAAUUGCGGAAAAAAAUAAUACUUAAUCAAUUUUAGAAUAAGGCUGUAAAGUAACAAAAUGUGGAAAAGGUCAAGGGGUCUGAAUACUUUCCCAAGGCACUGUAAGUGAUGUUCUUGGUCCCAAUCAAUUAACACAAGCCUUUGCAGCCCGAUAAACUGAACAUGAUGAGUACCUCAUAUCUUUUCACACUGUUUUUAUAAGAACUCAAAUUCGCUUGUUUUCGCUUUGUCAUUAUGGGGUAUUGUGUGUAAAUUGAGGAAAAUGUUUUAUUUAUUCCAGGCCGUAACGUAACAAAAUGUGGAAAAAGGGAAGGGGUCUGAGUACUUUCUGAAAGCACUGUAUAUGUUGCUCUGGUUGUCUUCCUCUAAAAACAUCUGUAAAAAAUAUUUUAAAUAGACACUCAAAAACCUAUAGAAUGAUAUUUGUAGUCGGGUUAUUCCAAUAUUUUUCUGUUGUUCAAGCUCCCAUGAUUACAUUCUGCAAAACCACUCCCACCAUCACCGAUGAAGUUGCAGCUCCAGCAGCCAUUGCUCCCUUUCCAAAUAGCCUACAGUGAGGGAAAAAAUAUUUGAUCCCCUGCUGAUUUUGUACGUUUACCCACUGACAAAGAAAUGAUCCGUCUAUAAUUUUAAUGGUAGGUUUAUUUGAACAGUGAGAGACAGAAUAACAACAAAACAAUCCAGAAAAACGCAUGUCAAAAAUGUUAUAAAUUGAUUUGCAUUUUAAUGAGGGAAAUAAGUAUUUGACCCCCUCUCAAUCAGAAAGAUUUCUGGCUCCCAGGUGUCUUUUAUACAGGUAAUGAGCUGAGAUUAGGAGCACACUCUUAAAGGGAGUGCUCCUAAUCUCAGUUUGUUACCUGUAUAAAAGACACCUGUCCACAGAAGCAAUCAAUCAAUCAGAUUCCAAAUUCUCCACCAUGGCCAAGACCAAAGAGAUCUCCAAGGAUGUCAGGGACAAGAUUGUAGACCUACACAAGGCUGGAAUGGGCUACAAGACCAUCGCCAAGCAGCUUGGUGAGAAGGUGACAACAGUUGGUGCGAUUAUUCGCAAAUGGAAGAAACACAAAAGAACUGUCAAUCUCCCUCGGCCUGGGGCUCCAUGCAAGAUCUCACCUUGUGGAGUUGCAAUGAUCAUGAGAAUGUUGAGGAAUCAGCCCAGAACUACACAGGAGGAUCUUGUCAAUGAUCUCAAGGCAGCUGGGACCAUAGUCACCAAGAAAACAAUUGGUAACACACUACGCCGUGAAGGACUGAAAUCCUGCAGCGCCCGCAAGGUCCCCCUGCUCAAGAAAGCACAUAUACAGGGCCAUCUGAAGUUUGCCAAUGAACAUCUGAAUGAUUCAGAGGAGAACUGGGUGAAAGUGUUGUGGUCAGAUGAGACCAAAAUGGAGCUCUUUGGCAUCAAAUCAACUCGCCGUGUUUGGAGGAGGAGGAAUGCUGCCUAUGACCCCAAGAACACCAUCCCCACCGUCAAACAUGGAGGUGGAAACAUUAUGCUUUGGGGGUGUUUUUCUGCUAAGGGGACAGGACAACUUCACCGCAUCAAAGGGACGAUGGACGGGGCCAUGUACCGUCAAAUCUUGGGUGAGAACCUCCUUCCCUCAGCCAGGGCAUUGAAAAUGGGUCGUGGAUGGGUAUUCCAGCAUGACAAUGACCCAAAACACACGGCCAAGGCAACAAAGGAGUGGCUCAAGAAGAAGCACAUUAAGGUCCUGGAGAGGCCUAGCCAGUCUCCAGACCUUAAUCCCAUAGAAAAUCUGUGGAGGGAGCUGAAGGUUCGAGUUGCCAAACGUCAUGCCUCGAAACCUUAAUGACUUGGAGAAUAUCUGCAAAGAGGAGUGGGACAAAAUCCCUCCUGAGAUGUGUGCAAUCCUGGUUGCCAACUACAAGAAACGUCUGACCUCUGUGAUUGCCAACAAGGGUUUUGCCACCAAGUACUAAGUCAUGUUUUGCAGAGGGGACAAUUACUUAUUUCCCUCAUUAAAAUGCAAAUCAAUUUAUAACAUUUUUGACAUGCGUUUUUCAGGAUUUUGUUUUGUUGUUAUUCUGUCUCUCACUGUUCACAUAAACCUACCAUUAAAAUGAUAGAUUAUGAUCAUGUCUUUGUCAGUGGGCAAACAUACAAAAUCAGCAGGGGAUCAAAUACUUUUUUCCCUCACUGUAUAUUUUCAUAGUGAAUUACUUAUAAAUGUUUUACUUUUUAUUAGUUCCAAUAGGCCUACAGUGUUGUUACUAAGGCUGUUAUUGUUGAACACUUUUUUUCUUUUUCAGAUGCAGCAGGGUUAGCUACUUAG